AUGUCGUCCUUAACUUGUUUAACGUGUAGUGUUGCAUUUCAAGAUACUAACCUGGGCCGUCUUCAUUAUAAAACAGAUUGGCAUCGUUAUAAUCUAAAACGAAAAGUUGCUGGUCUAUCCCCAGUUACUUUGGAGAAAUUUGAAGAGAGGCAACAACUCCAGGAGAAACAGGAAGAAGGAAAAACUUCACAAGAUACAAGUUUUUGCAAACCUUGCAAUAAAUCCUUCAGUACUGUCAACUCCUAUGAAAAUCACAUUCGUUCGAAGAAGCACAUUGAAGUCAUCUCUGGUGCUGAGAAACCAAAAAGGCCCAGUAAACAACCUAAGAGUGUUGCAAGUGCCUCAAAACCAUCAGUGAAUGAGAAAGAGGUCAUUGAAAACACAGCAGAAGUCAUGGAAGAAGGUGAUUCAGAUGCAGAAUCCUGGAAUAGUUCUGAUGAAGAAGCUUUUGGUCUUGAAGAGUGUUUUUUUUGUUCCCUGGUCAGCUCUUCCAUGCAGGAGAAUGUAAACCACAUGACAGCACAUGGAUUCUUUUUACCUGAUGCAGAAUAUGUUUGUGACCUGGAAGGUCUUGUAACAUAUUUGGGUGAAAAAGUUGGAUUGGGACAUCUUUGUUUGUGGUGUAAUGAGAAGGGCAAGAGAUUUCAUAGUACAAAAGAUGUACAGAAGCACAUGAUUGACAAGGGCCACUGCAAGAUAUUUUAUGAAGGAGAUACCAUAUUUGAAUUUUCUGACUUCUAUGAUUACACAACCAGCUAUCCAGAUGGCAAAGAUCAGCAGGUGGAUCCAAAUGAAGUGGUUAGUCUGGAGGAGUUGGAUGGAGAUGACUAUUCUCUUACUCUUCCCUCAGGCAGCGUGAUUGGACACAGGUCACUGAUGAAGUACUACAAACAGAAUUUGGUUCCUUACCUGCGUGAACCAACCAAGAAAGUCCUUCCAAAGAUGCUUGCUCACUAUAAGGCACUUGGCUGGACAGGGUCAUCAGGUUUACAAGUGGAACAGAGAGCUAAAGAUCUUCAGUACAUGCAAAGAAUGCGAAACAGAUACUUCACUAAACUGGGUUGCCGUGGAAAUAAUUUGCGUCACCAUUUCAGAGAUCCAAAUGGUUUGAUCUGA
Molecule: messenger RNA, 1116 nt
Organism: Candidula unifasciata
Lineage: Eukaryota; Metazoa; Mollusca; Gastropoda; Stylommatophora; Geomitridae
Source: the annotation of a GenBank genome assembly